Schizosaccharomyces japonicus yFS275 is the source of this 2736-nucleotide messenger RNA. RefSeq names its product telomere maintenance protein Ccq1. Gene Ontology annotation, cellular component: chromosome, telomeric region; nucleoplasm; telomere cap complex. The transcript has a single exon. The record is from RefSeq and is a predicted model, not a curated record. Lineage: Eukaryota; Fungi; Ascomycota; Schizosaccharomycetes; Schizosaccharomycetales; Schizosaccharomycetaceae. Gene Ontology annotation, biological process: meiotic telomere clustering; telomere maintenance; telomere-telomerase complex assembly. The coding region runs from base 418 to 2565 and encodes 715 amino acids.
GUAGAAUUGUAUUUCAGACGGUCUUUUAGUAUAAUCUAUCUAGGUAUGUAGCACUUUUACAGAACUUAAUACCUAAACACAUUCCGCUCUUGGUCCAAUUAUUCCCUUGAUAAACCCAAACAGUAGUCUCCGUUUUUGAAGAGAAAAAAAUUUCUGACGGCAGGCUCUUCCGUAGCAUCAAUGUUAAUAUAGCUUUCCCCGUCGGACUGAUUUCUGUUUCAAUAAUGAUUAUCCAUAACUACAUCAUGUUUAUUGAGCGUCUCGUUUCUUAUACAGUUUGACCACCUUUUAUUUUCGGACACACCAAGUCCACGAUAUACAAACACAACUAGAAGUUUGAGGAAUAGAUUUUCUUGAAUAAAUUUUUAUUUACGAACGGUUUUUUCGUUCUACAGAGGGUGACAGACAUUUUACCGAAUGGAACCUGCCAAAACACACCCAGAAUCUAUUAUAGACGAAACUAGCACCCAUUACUCGGUAAGAAACGAGGCAACUUCGUCCAUAUCAUACAUACGGAAAGACCUCUGUCAAUCAAGACUUGUCGAGGAAUGGAAAUCUAAACAGCUGGCCAAACGUAGGUUGUCUCAGCUUGCAGAAUUGCCUACGGAAAAAGAUGAUGGGUCAAUGGAUAUUUCCGGAGACGCAAAACGGUUACGUUCAGAUGUCGAAAAUGAAGCAGAGCUAAAAGAGUCUGUCUUUGAAAAGCUAUUUGGGUUUCCGGUUAAAACUCCAAAUAUCCUUCUUCCUACAAAUAAGGAAAGCGUGCACGAUAUCCUUGUCCCGAUGACAUCUCUUCAGAAAAAAAUGAUGCACAGACUCGUCCAGUAUUUUGCAUUCUGUAUCGACUACUUUUGUACGGGUCCCAGUGAUGACAGAGUUCUCGAGCGAAUCCUACCGUUUUUAAAGUAUGCACACGACAUCGCACAUCACCCAGUCUUGUAUGAACAAGACAGACUGCAAUCCACAUCGGAAUCGCGCGAGCUUUCUCGGCAAUUUGAAUCUUCAUAUAAAUUUGAAUUUUUACAAGUUCUAUUAAACAACUUGGAGAUUUAUGGAAAAAGAUUGCUCAUCGUUGUUUAUAACGAAACGGUCGUUCAACUUUUGGUUACAUAUCUUCAGCAAAAUGCUAUCGAAGCUGAAAUUUGGAAACCCGAAACUGCAAACUCAACUCCUUCUCUCACUCAAGCUCCUACCGUUUACAUUUGCACACCCUCAGAUUUGGAGAAACAUUCAAUGCCAAACGUUGACGGGAUCAUUCUUUUUGAUAUGAUUUCCUUCUACACGGCAAAUUUGUCCUGGAACACCCGUAACAUCCCAGUUGUCCGUUUAAUCCAGGAGAAUUCCAUUGAACAUGUUCUCAAGUUUUUUGAUAAUGUAGCGGAUCCUACUCAUUUUAUCAAUUGUGUGGGCAUUACUGCUUCUCUCAACUCGAGUCCAGAGGAAAUGUCUGCUGCUCAUACUGAACAGGCAUCAAAUGUGAACUUUUAUAAACAAAGCACUGCAAGGUCCAUUUCUGAUGCAGAAAAGGUCACAGAAGAUGCUUACAAGCUUGCAACCUAUUUUCGAAAUCCAAAGAUAACUACUUGGCCAUUGGACAGUAUUCCUGAUUUAAGAGCUCUCACAAUCGCGACGGCAUCCUCAAAUGUUGCAAUGGAGACCCCUAUUAACUCAUCCUCGACACUCGAAGAACGCUUGCGUUCUGGAGGAGGAACUAUUACUAAUGAUUAUCCUAGUGUCAUGAGAAUUUCCUCAACAGAAGAACAAAGAGAAUCUGCUGGAGACAAUGUUGAAUUUGAUGCACUCUCCACCGAUUUUGAAAAUAACCUGACUGUCUCGUAUCUUCAAAAACGACUUCAAAUGAUUCAAUCAGAAUUACGAGAAGUCACUCUCGUUAAAAACGAUAAACAAGCGGAAUUGGAGAGCAUGGAGCAACAACUCUCAAAGCAAAUUGAUUUAAUGCAAGAAUAUCGAGAGCAAAUGCGCUUGUUAAAGAUUGAAAAUGCCGAGUUAAAAAAGAAAGAGGAAACUACACGGCAAAAGAACACGGAAUUAAGUGACAAAAAUGUAGAGCUGGAAAAAAAUGUAUCCACACUUGACCAGCAACUCCAAAUCGGUUUCCGUUGGCUGCAGGACGUACCGCUGUCAGACGCACAACAAGAACUGAAACAAGCUAGAGAACACAACGUGAAGCUUGAACAUCUACUUAAAACACAACGUGAAGAUCUUAACUUUAUCACAGAGCAAUACCAAACGGCUUCAACUUCCGCUUCUGAAGAACGGCAAGAAAUUAAUACUCUUCAACGCGAAUGCGACAAAUUACGACAACAAAACACUGAAGGCUUUAAGCUCAUUCAAGAUUAUAGGGACACUCAAAUUGAAAGCUUGUUGAAAAGGAUAAACGAAUUAGAAAUUGUUAACGCUAUGCUGCGACAGCAACAAAAACAUUAUACAAAACCCACUGCAACUCAAGAAUUGCAGGACACUUCCAUGAACGACACAUCUACUGAUAAUGAUGAAGAAAUGAAGGAUGCUGAAGCAGCAGCAGCUUUACUCAUGAAGCAUUGAAUUACAUUGUUUAGAACUUAACCAAAAAAUUAGAUUACUGUGCUCCCUACAACAUGUUCGCCCUGUAAACACCUGAACAUUAUCUUCUCCGUUCAUAUUCAUUCACUAGAGUGCUGUAUUUUUGUGGCUAUAAAGUACAACAAAAUUAAAUUACAGUAUUAUGAUGUCGAU